Molecule: messenger RNA, 750 nt
Organism: Sclerotinia borealis F-4128
Lineage: Eukaryota; Fungi; Ascomycota; Leotiomycetes; Helotiales; Sclerotiniaceae
Source: the annotation of a GenBank genome assembly
AUGUCUGAAACCAUAUACCUCAUCACCGGAGCCAACAGAGGAAUCGGCAAAGGUCUCCUCGAAACUCUCGCCGCCCGUCCAAACACCACCGUCAUCGCCGCCGUGCGUGACGUGUCCUCCGCCCUCACAACUUUCAAAAGUGUCCCCCUCGCCACCAACAGCAAAAUCAUCACCAUCAAAAUCGACUCGACCUCCGAAACCGACCCCGCAACCGCCGUCUCCGAAUUAGCUACCACCCACCAUAUCACCAAACUCGACGUUCUCAUCUCCAACGCCGGACUCCUCGAAUCCGACGCCAUCGUUCCCGUGCUUGAAUCCUCGCCUGAUGCCGUACGUCGUCACUUCGAGGUUAACACCAUUGCGCCCUUUUUACUAUUCAAGGCAUUUCAUCCUUUGCUCUUAGAAUCGUCCCACCCACGUUUCUUCACCCUUACUUCUAUCCUGGGCUCGAUUGGCUCGAUGGAAAAUUACAACGCCCCGUUUUUCUCAUACGGCGUGAGUAAAUCGGCGGCUAACUUUCUGGUGCGCAAAAUCGCGUGCGAGGUGCCGGAAAUUAUUACAGUGGCGUUUAAUCCGGGGUGGGUGAAGACGGAUAUGGGGAAUGAUGCGGCGAGGGUUGUGGGUAUGGUGGAGGCGCCGGUGGAGUUUGGGGAUUCGAUUAGGGAUUUGUUGAAGUUGUUUGAUGGGGCGACUAAGGGACAGUCGGGGACUUUCUUGGAGGCGGCGACGGGGGCGGUUAUUCCUUGGUAG